UGCCUUGUAACGUCAAGUGUGCUAACUGUCGUGAAAGCACAUCGACGCAGAAAGCCGCGAGCAGGACGCUAAUAAGUCAGUCUUAUUAUUUCUUCUCCAGUUUGAAAUAUUGACGUCGUAUAAAAUACAUAUUUGAUUCUUUAGUAGAGGAUAAAGUCGUCUGGAUGCGCUAGAAGCACUGUGCCGCUUCUCGUGCUAUCUUUGCUUGUUAGUUAGCUUAGCUGGCUAGUUAGCUUAGCUUGUUAGCUGCUAACAGAAGACACAGAAGUUAUCAACACAUCGCUAAGUAGAGAUCAAGUGUGAGAGUAAAGUGUUGUGAUUGUGUGAAAAUGUCUACAUUACAAAUGUUGAGAGCGUUGGUGGAUCAGCGACUAACUGCUGCCGUUGAAGAAAUAUUUGUAGUGUUCGAAAGAACGAUAGCAAAAUACGAGGCGGAACUUUCUAGAACAAAAGGGGAGAACAAACAACUACUGGACGCUGUUGUCAAGAAACAUCAAGUUGUUUUACACACAACAGACCUCGAAGAAGAACAUCUGCCUUGUGAGCAGGAGGAGGAACCACAUUCCUCCAACAUACACGAGGAAGAAGAGGUACCACAUUCCCAACACAUCAAAGGGGGAGGACAGGAGCCAAAGCCCCCCCGCAUUAAAGAGGAAGACAAGACACCACAGACCCGUAGUGUUAAACUGACCCUUCACAUUAAAGGGCAAGCGGAGGACCCACUGAUCUUACACAUUAAAAAGGAAGAGGAGGACCCACUGACCCCCUACUUUAAAGAGGAAGAGGAGGAGCAAGAGGCGGUGCACAUUAAAGAGGAAGAGGAGGAAGAGGGGAUCAGUCAGCCUAAAUGGUUGGAGGAGUUCCCAGUGACUGGUGUCCCUGUGAAGAGUGAAGAUGAUGAGGUGAAAGGUGAAAGUGAGGAGAGGGGAGGGGGGGAGCCUCCAAGCAGCAGCUCAACACAACACAUGACAACAGAAGCUGAUGGAGACCACUGUGGAGGAUCACAAGCAGACAAGCUCUUAGCUCCACUAUCAGAUAGUGAGGACACAACCUCACACUCUCCUCACACUGAUGAUGAUGAUGCAACAUUAUCAGAUAGUGAGGACACAACCUCACACUCUCCUGACACUGAUGAUGAUGAUGCAACAUUAUCAGAUAGUGAGGACACAACCUCACACUCUCCUCACACUGAUGAUGAUGAUGCAACAUUAUCAGAUAGUGAGGACACAACCUCACACUCUCCUGACACUGAUGAUGACGAUGCAACAUGUCACACUGACAACACUCACUUCACAUGUUCUACCUGUCACAAAACGUUUAAAUACCGUUGUCGUCUGAAAGCACACAUGAGAACACACACCGGAGAAAAAGCUUUUAUCUGCUCAAUAUGUGACAAAGGUUUUGGACAACGUCAAAAUUUGGAAAGACACAUGAGAACACACACCGGAGAAAAACCUUUCAUCUGUUCAAUAUGUGGUAAAGGUUUUACAGAAAGUCAGAAAUUGAAAAGACACAUGAGAACACACACUGGUGAAAAACCUUUUUGUUGUUCAAUCUGUGGUAAAGGUUUUACACGAGGUCAAAAUAUGAAAGUACACACUAGAACACACACUGGUGAAAAAUCACAUUCCUGUUCAAUCUGCAACAGAAGCUUUUGUGACCGAUCAAACCUUGUAGCACACAUGAGAACACACACUGGUGAAAAACCUUUUUCCUGUUCAACCUGUGGUAAAGGUUUUACAAGAAGUACAGAUGUGAAAAGACACAAGAGAACACACACCGAUGAAAAAUCACAUUCCUGUUCAAUCUGCAACAGAAGCUUUGCUGAACGAUCAAAACUUGUAAGACACAUGAGAAGACACACAGAAGAGAAAGUGUUGAGUUGCAGUGUGUGUGGUGAAAGAUUGUCUUCUAAGUACCAGUGUAAGAAACACAAGUGUGCUGGUGAGAACAGCAGCAGCAAAUGAAACUGCAGGAUUUGAAAUAAACUGUCCAGACUUUCAUUUGGACUUUCUAACAACAUCAGCACAUAUAACAUGUGUCAGACUGUACCUGCUGGAUGAGGUCACCUGUCUGCCAGCUUAUCUGCAGACAGCAGUUGGGGAAAGUCCAGAGGAUCCUGCCUGCAACAUAAGAAGAGGAGCACAAGGGUGUAAAUAAAUAUAUAUUCACAAGUAUUAAUAGUUGAGUCUUUUUAGUAUUUAUAUUCUUUUGAUAUUUUCCAGCAUAAAAGUGUUCUACAUCGUUGCCAAUAAAAGCUUCUGUUACCUGUA
Molecule: messenger RNA, 2273 nt
Organism: Nerophis ophidion (straightnose pipefish)
Lineage: Eukaryota; Metazoa; Chordata; Actinopteri; Syngnathiformes; Syngnathidae
Product: oocyte zinc finger protein XlCOF22-like
Exons: 2
Coding region: 330-1967 (545 amino acids)
Biological process (GO): regulation of transcription by RNA polymerase II
Molecular function (GO): DNA-binding transcription factor activity; RNA polymerase II cis-regulatory region sequence-specific DNA binding
Source: RefSeq, a predicted model, not a curated record